ACGGUUCCAUGUUACUACUAUGCUUCUCCAAGAGGACAUAGUAGAUGGGCUGAUGCUGGUGGAGCGAAACUUCCCCACAAAGGACGAGUUCGUGACCAUCACGGAGUUCUGCACAUCCAAAACGUGUUACCAGAUGACGCUGGUUACUUUUUCUGCACAGCUCAUAAUCGACACGGAAAAGCGCACACACAAGUGGAACUAGUGGUUGUUGAUAAAGCGCAGGUACAGGUGACUUCUGGGAGCUCAGCAGUACCAGAGAAUGCCGUAAACAUCUCGUGUUCCGUAGCAGUGGACUGUGGAACAUCAUCGGAAUGUCCGGAAGCGUUCUUCAAAUGGACAUUCGAUAACCAUUCGUUGGAGUCUUUACCAAAGCUGCAUGUCAAGACCAAGUUCCGUGAACAGAUGCGCCAUUCAAGCCAUGGACGUCGACUAGUACAGAAAGUUGAUCUUCAGGUUUGCCAAGCAAAAAUGCAUGUGUCUGACGUCUAA
Cylicostephanus goldi is the source of this 489-nucleotide messenger RNA. Lineage: Eukaryota; Metazoa; Nematoda; Chromadorea; Rhabditida; Strongylidae. The record is from the annotation of a GenBank genome assembly.